Molecule: messenger RNA, 1599 nt
Organism: Penaeus vannamei (Pacific white shrimp)
Lineage: Eukaryota; Metazoa; Arthropoda; Malacostraca; Decapoda; Penaeidae
Source: RefSeq, a predicted model, not a curated record
AUGCCCAGUCCGUCACUCGUCAAUGCUAAGAGCGUGACUUUCAUGCCACUUCGAAGAUUUGCAGUCUCUGGGAACUGGCCAAGAAUGCAAUCUAACGAAGACAUUACCUCGACCAAGAAAGCCCGUCGCGCCUCACUGGAAUCUACUCCAGACUCGCAUACUCCAAAUGACUCCUCCCACCCUGACUGCCAUCCACUUCAAGAUGAAGAAACUAGUGAAGAUAUGGAAGCCUCCGCAGACCCUACCUCAAGACCAUUGCAAGCACCUGACCAGCCUAGCACUUCCAAGUUCCGCAUCACAAGCUCCAGAGACUUUGACACUGCAGUUGAUUCACUGUUUGCCAUUGAAAAGGAGUUUCCAUUCAUUGAUGCUACCACCUCCAUCACCAAAGACGGAGACUUCAUUCUUUCCGCCAACACUGAAUCUACAAAAGAUCUUUUAAACUCACUCCGUACCCUGUCAUCCGGAAAAGUGGUCAACAUACUGCCCCACACGACUCCACCCAGGACCUUCAAAUCUAUUGUGGAACGCUUUCCAAUAGGCUUCCCUCUACAACGACUUACUGACCUACCCUUUGUUGUUUCGGCAACCAGAUGUGUAUCUAGAACCACCAAGGAGGAGACACGUCAAGUCCUUCUCAUCACAAAUGAUACCCCGCCACCAGAGAUCAAUCUGGGUAUUUUUGGAAAAUUCCAAACAAGAGCAUAUAUCCCCGAGCCCCUUCGCUGUUUUAAAUGCCAGCAGUUUGGUCAUCAUCAAGCCAAAUGCAGAGCCUCCCCACGCUGUGCCAUUUGUGCCCAACCUCAUGCCACAGAAGGCUGUUUGUCCAAACUGAAAGCUGGGGAAAAAACAGAGGCCAAAUGCCCGAACUGUGGAGGCAACCACCAUGCGUGGAACCUCAGAUGUGAGAAGAGACGGGCUCUUUUACCAAAAAGCGAAACACCAACGGGACCUUCAGCACAAAGGACUUUGCCUAGGAAACUGCACGACUGGAGUAAUCCUCCACCACGCCAACCGACUCCUCUCCACAACUCUACUGCUGUAAGCGCAGUUAGCGCUCUCCAACCACCUAGUUCACCACAACUCAGCACUCCUCAGACAUCUGUCAGACCUGUUCAGCCAAUUCCGGCCACACUUCAAGGUGCUACCUCCGCAAUGACAUCUCCCACCCCACAUGACUCUGCCAUCAGCAAGUUCUUGGCGAAUACGAUCCAGCUUGGCCUCCUAGCUCUAGGCAGAUCAGUGGACCCUUCUAUACUCCAGCUCCUGGUGGACAAUGUCAUCUCUGCCUUACUCACGACGACACACCCUCUCCCUCGACCGCAAAAAGAAUCCACUGAACCACAAGAAGCCACUCCUGCUACUUCUGCGGAUUCUAUGAACGACACUUUUCUGACAUCCGACAACUUUCCACCUCUACCACAACCUUCAACUUCAGGACCAAUCAAUCCUACGGCCAAGCGGCAGCCAUCUCAAUCCUCUAGAGUGGUCAUUCCUGUGGCAGACACCUCAAGCUCUAACUCUCAUGACAACCACAAAGAAUCUGCAAACUACCAACUUUCAGCCCACACACCGUCAACAUAUCCCACAAAUGGAUAG